Molecule: messenger RNA, 369 nt
Organism: Rotaria sp. Silwood2
Lineage: Eukaryota; Metazoa; Rotifera; Eurotatoria; Philodinida; Philodinidae
Source: the annotation of a GenBank genome assembly
AUGCAAACAUUAAACUUAUAUUAUAAAAUACCGAAAGCUCAAUUAUCUGAAGUAUCACAAACAACAGAAAAAAUUUCAGUUAUACAACGUCAUCGAAAAGUAACUCGUCUUUAUAUUAUAUUAUUUAUUUUAGUACUUGUAGUUAUAAUACGUUUUACUGGAUUAAAUCUACAAAUGCAUUCUGUGACAGUAAAUUCUCCAACAGAAUUAAUAUUUGAACAAUUAAAAAAUAAAUAUUCAUCAUCAUUAUCAUGUACAUGUUCAAAAGUAGCUAUACCAUAUUCAAAAUUUCUUUCAAUUACAAUAACUGCUCAUCAUCAAAUAUGUUCAAGUUAUUUUAUUUCUCAAGAGUUCAUUGAGCAAUUAUAG